GGUGCAGUUGUUUAAAGCCUGUUGUGCUUCUCCACAAAACUGGAUACAUUAGUGACACAACCAAGGUGCAGACCUACACUACUAACAGCAGUCAGUAAUGGAGAAAGAUAUCAAUGGCUCUCAGGUUUCAGUGAUGUCCGCAGUCUCAUCAGAGAUGGUUAAGGCUGAGCUGUUGGACGAAUGUGAAGAACACUUUGACAUUUUACAAAAGCUUCAGAAUGAGAUUAUUUCAGCAGAUGCAGAAUCUGCUGAUAGAGAAUCAAAUGAGGCUAUGAAUCGUUUAAAUGCCACCAUGACAGAGCUGGAACUGUGGCAAGAAAUGGAACCCAAAUUGCUGUCAACAAACCCUGAAAUAUUAUUGGCCAUCGGUAAGGAGGAGCUGCAAAGACUUAACAGUCAGAUAAAGAUGGUUCUGUCCUGCUCCCAAGCAAAACGGGAUUCUCUGAAAGAACUUCUGCAAAGGGAAGAGACAUGGCUAAAGGAGAAGAGGGAAGUACUGGCUGCUGUGACUGACCGAGUCGAAACACUACAUGAUGAAAAUGCAAAGCUGUCGGAGCACAGUAUCCUGCAGGACAUGAAGAGAAAAAUUGCCAAGGUUAAGGAUUACCAUGGCAGCCUCAUGGAGACCCUGAGCGACAUGCUGGCUGAGCACUUUCCUCUUCCCACUCAGCAAGCGCUCGCUACGAAGAAAAAAAGGAGCCCAGUUCCAGACUGUGAAUCAAAUCUUGUCUCACUGAGUGAGAUUAUUGAGCAGUUAACAAACAAAACCCUGGAGACCCCUCAUGAGCCCUAUGUCACUAUUGAUGACUCCUUCUGGCCACCAUACGUAGAAAUGCUUCUACGUAACGGCAUUGCAGUCAGACACCCAGAAGACUGCAACAAAAUCCGCCUGGAAAUUUUUUGUUAAAUCAGAAUGACGUUUAAUUUAACAAUCUUAUCAUAAGUAUAUUUGAGAAAAUGUGUAGUGUGUUUUUUAUACUUUUAUCUCAUUCGUUUUUUAUAAUUUGAUAAAUAAAAUAGCACACAGUAGAAAACAGUAUCUAAUUGUUGCCAAUGUAUCACAAAAGUGAGUA
This is a messenger RNA of Trichomycterus rosablanca, 1073 nucleotides long. It is a transcript of the gene cenpk, whose product is annotated as centromere protein K. Gene Ontology annotation, cellular component: nucleus. The record is from RefSeq and is a predicted model, not a curated record. Gene Ontology annotation, biological process: kinetochore assembly; mitotic sister chromatid segregation. Bases 98 to 907 code for a protein of 269 amino acids. The transcript has 10 exons. Lineage: Eukaryota; Metazoa; Chordata; Actinopteri; Siluriformes; Trichomycteridae.